This is a messenger RNA of Wyeomyia smithii (pitcher-plant mosquito), 6826 nucleotides long. RefSeq names its product cadherin-89D (gene Cad89D). The transcript has 9 exons. The coding region runs from base 503 to 6520 and encodes 2005 amino acids. The record is from RefSeq and is a predicted model, not a curated record. Gene Ontology annotation, biological process: homophilic cell-cell adhesion. NCBI's taxonomy places the organism in Eukaryota, Metazoa, Arthropoda, Insecta, Diptera, Culicidae. Gene Ontology annotation, cellular component: plasma membrane. Gene Ontology annotation, molecular function: calcium ion binding.
GCCCACCGGGGAGGAUCGUUUUUUCCUGUUUUGUUGGUUCAUCGGCGUUGAUCUCGGUGCAGAACGGGCGCGCGCGCGUGCCGCAGUAGUUAAGUGGCGAAAACGGUGGUUAAUCUGUAACAACCCAAUCCCAACCCAAUCUGUGUACGGAUUAUCGCCAGACUUGGUGGAAUUCCUGCUGUUACAGUUUAGAUGAAACGGUUCGAACGGUUGGACGCGCCUGCUGCGAUCGGCUGAAGAUCACUCGGGACGCCAAGCGAACAAGCGAGUUUGUGCGAGAUUUAAGUGAUAAUAGGUGGAAGAAGAAAAAAAACAAGUGAUUGUUAUGUGAAUGCUGGAGAAGAAUUUGGAUAAGAAAAUGAGCAGUGCAAUCAGAGUUCAUGUAAUUGAGAAUCAGUUACAGAUCCUAUUAGAGAAAGGUGGUGUGAAGGCAGAUUACCGAAAGUGACAUAACCUAGUGUAACAAUCGCGAGUGCAUCACGGUGGAAAGGAUACCCAAAAAAUGAUGAGUCUUCUAGCGCGCAGCAGUAUCCUGCUGUUGUUCCUGCUUUUCUUCAACUCAAACCCGAGCAAAGCUUGCAAAUUGUACUCAAAGAGCAACCUGCGCACGAAAUCCGACGGCGUCCAGUUCCUACGGCUGAAGGAGGACUUUCCGGUGGGCGGCGAGAUCGUUUCACUCUAUGCCUAUCCGCGGAAUUCGAUUCUGAUCGCCCGGGCGGAGAACUCGAGCGACUCGGAAUACUUUCGUCUGAAGGAGGUCAACAGUACUGUCGUCAGUGUCAUCCUGAACCGCAGCCUGGACGAUCUGGUCGACAAUGACAACCCCCAGAGCAUACUGAAGUUUAGCGUUUUUUGCAGCGGAACCGCACUAAAGCAAGAUAAUCAGUCCUCGUUUUUCACCAUCACUGUUUACAUAGAAGACAUCAACGAUAAUGAUCCCGAAUUUAUCAAUCUACCGUACGCGAUAACGCUGGACGAAUCAACGCCAAUUGAGACGGUGGUGUUUAAUAGAAUUAAGGCAAUUGAUCGUGAUAAGCCAAACACGCCGAAUUCCGACAUCGAGUACGCGAUCGCCCCGAAGCAGCUGAAGAGCGCCGACUUCCCGUUUCGGCUGGAGAGCUCCAAGCGGCCGAAGCUGAUCUUGCAGCGGUCGCUCGACUUCGAUGCCGGCUUGCGCUCGCUUAGCGUGCUGGUGAUCGCCAGCGAUCGUGGGAAUCCGUCGCGUUCUGCGAACGCCACCGUUCGGGUGACGAUCCGCGAUGUCGACGAUCUGGGGCCGAUCUUCACCCGGCCCGUCUAUCGGGCCACACUGAAGGAGUCUUUUCCGAUGACGGGUAAACCAAUUCAUGAACCGAUUUAUUUCGAUCCUCCGAUCGAAGCGUUCGAUCAGGAUUCGCUCAACGCCAGCUUGAUCUACAGCAUCGUAGAUGGCAACGAUGGUAAGUUGUUUUGGAUUAAACCGGAAACGGGGAUGCUUUUCCUCCAGGAGGAAAUCGAUUUGGAAGCGGAAAAUCUGCCGGAUAACACGAUGGUUCUCCAGAUCGAAGCCAGACAGAGGAAUAAUCCCUCAAAAACUGCCCUCGCUAGAGUUGAACUGGAGAUUAUCGACCUGAAUGACAAUCUGCCGGAGUUUGAAGUGGAUCUGUACAAUAUUUCGAUCAUAGAAAACCUCCCGAAGGGUUUCAGCAUCCUGCAGGUGAAUGCGAUCGAUCGCGACCAGGGUGAGAAUGCUGAAUUCUACUACUAUCUGGCCACGGAGGAGCCCAAGGGUGCCUUCGUGAUCGAUCCGAUCUCCGGUUGGAUUGUGGUCAAUGACGAGAGCUUCCUGGACAAGGAAACCCGAAGUUCACUUUUCAUGCGGGUAAAUGCUAUGGAACGGGUUGAGCAUGUCGAUCGAGGUCGUAACUAUGGAACGGUCCAGGUUGAAAUCACUCUGCUAGACACGAACGACAACACGCCAGAGUUUGAGCAGGGCACUUUGUAUGAGUUCAAAACCAACUGUAGCGCGGGUGUGGGGACGAAAGUCGGCGCCAUCAAGGCGCUUGAUCCGGAUGAUCUGGGAAAUGGACGGGUGCAGUAUCAUAUAAAAAAUGUACGACCGAAUCUGGCGAUUCCUUUCAAGGUUGAUCCUGACACUGGUGAUAUUAAGGUCUCGGAACCGUUAACCUACGGGAAGGUGGCUUUCUUUGUGGAAGCUCGCGAUCAGCCGCAGAAUCCUUCGGAGUCGAGGUUCAACGUUGCGCUAGUCACCAUCGACAUCGUUUGUCAGUCUAUCGAGGAAAUUGAAUUCAUCGGAGCUCCGUACGAGUUCUGGGUGGGCGCGGAUGCCCCAAUCGGAUCCUCGGUGGGUCAGAUACGAACGACCUUCGAUAUGAAUGCGGACGAAGAAAUCUUUUUCGAUCUUCUGCACUCCUACCCGGAGGGAGUACCGUUCGCGAUCGAAGAGAGAUCCGGAAUCGUCACCGUAAUUGAAGCUCUGGAUAAAUUUGACAGACGAUGUUACGAGUUCGAAACGGUCGUCUCCUACCUUCCGAACGCGGAAGGCAAGCUUGCAGAUCAGCUAACGCCAGAGGCGUACAAUAACUUGGAAAAAAUCAUCGUCACCAACGUAACGAUUCACGUGAUCAAGCACAACUUCAUGCUGCUGCGGGGAACCAAUUCCACCCCGAUCGAGUUCAAAAUCAAAGAAAACAAAGCCAACGCCAUCAUUGGUCAGCUCAAAUUCCAAGAUUUUCAGGAGCAGUGUGACGCCGACGAAAAAGGCCUUCCCCCGUUGAUUUCCGUCCGCGGUGAUCGCAACCGAAACGAUCGUCAGGUUUUCAACUUGAACGCAAAAAAUCGCACCCGCUGGGGUAGAAGAUUCAUCCGCGAGACCAGUCCGGACCUGAUCCAGCUUUACCCCUUGGUAAGCUUCGAUGCCUUGUACACGACCACCAACGGAAGUCGAAGGGCACGCAACUCUCGCCACUCCCGCCAUCCCACCAGUGGUGUGCAGUAUUCUCUCAUCAACAGCUACGACAUGGCCGACCAAAUUCGACUCACCAACGACGGAAAACUGAUGACCGUCAAGGGUCUCGAUCGGGAAAAGCAGGACACCAUUAAGGUUACCAUCAUUGCCGAGUACUUCUACAAGCACCGCACCUUCGCUGGCAUUUAUCAAGUUGUGAUUCUCGUGGAGGACGAGAACGACAACCCACCGCGGUUCAAUCUCCCCUACUACCUGGGUGUGAUCGCGGAAAACUCCCCCAUCGGAACGGAAAUCGUCCUUAACAGCCCAAUAAUCAUCAGCGAUCCUGAUAUCGGCGUCAACUCCGAAUACGAACUAGUCCUAUCAGGCGAGUCGAACUCCUUCGCGGCACAGUUCUCCAACGCCACCCUCUCCAACUACAACAAAACUGUGGCGCACAUCUUCAAAAACCUCCAGAUAGCAAACAUCGAUUCCACAAGCAGCAGUGAGCUGUUCAACCGAAGAUUGGACUUCCGCUCUAAACCAUACGAGGGAAUCAACGGUUCAACACCGCACUUCAACAUCCUCUUUAUGGGCCCCAACAAACUCGAUCGCGAAGAGAUCGAUAGUUUGAGCCUCAAGAUGACCGCCACCGAUAACGACAGUCUAGCGUCGGAGGUCGAGCUGAGAAUCCUCAUCCUAGACGUAAACGAUAAUCCACCGAUUUUCGAUAAGGUUGCGAUCUUUCGCAAAAGUCGCUGCGAAAUGGUGGAAAACAGUAGCGACCUUGAGUUGUUCUACCUAGACGAACUAGAAACGGCCAUUCUGCCGGAGUUUGCAUUGGACGCAGAACGCGAAGCCGCCCGAAUCAACUACGGAGUCGAGAGUUUAUUCGAAAUGGUCCAAUCAGCGCCGUAUGUGGGAAUGCCCCGUCUGUUCGACGCCUCACUAACCACAGUAAACCGCUCAACCGAUUCAAGGCGGAAAAUGUACAAACCAAAAAGCCGACGACGUUCGGGUGUUCGAAAUACCCGCGCCGUCGGUCGCAAAUCAGCGCUGCGGUUUUCCAUACCCGAGAACGUCGAAGUCGGGAAGGUGAUCCUGAAGCUGACCGCCAGCGAUGAUGACUUCGAUAAGAACUCUCGGGUUUUCUACGAAAUCAUCAAUCAAGAGGAAACGUCGGAAACGCCUAACAAAGGUAGUUACUUCAAGAUCGAUCGCAGUUCUGGGGAGCUGCGAGCCAUUCAACGACUACCACCGGAAAGUGAAAUUAGGUUGAACGUUUCGGCAAAGGACGUCGGUGGGUUGGCCGAUGUUAUCGGCUUGGAGUUCAAAAUAUACGACGUCAAUGAUAACGCACCGGUUUUCGAGAAGCAGUGGUACACUUUCAAGGUGGACGAAGGAAACUAUCCCAUCACGGGAUCGAGUAUCGGCCAGGUGCGGGCCACAGACGAAGAUCUCGGCAUGAACGGAAACGUUUCCUACCUGCUGUUGGCUGAGGAUGACACGAAGAUCCCUUUCUCGAUCUCACCUCACGAAGGCACGAUCCGAGUUUCAGGCGAAAUCGACCGAGAAACCGUAGCAUCCUACCAGUUCAAAGUCCUCGCAUCGGACAACAACUUCGACCUGAAACUAUCGGCGAUGGUCGAUGUGGAGGUGAUCGUGCAGGACAAAAACGACAACAGUCCGGAGUUUACGGCGUACGACGAUCUGCAGUACGAUCGCAACAGUAUCAAACGACUCCCGGUGUACGUAUCCUACAUCAACGUCAAUUCGAAGCCCGGUACAUUUGUCAAGCAGGUUCAAGCCCGUGACAGUGACUACAAAGAAAACGGCAACGGUUUGGUGAUCUUCUCUCUUUCCGGCCAAAAUGACCUUCUCCACUUCAGCAUCGAUCCGAAGGAUGGAGUGAUCGUGACGGCAUCGAAAUUCACCCCUCUGGGGCAGCGGAAAAACUAUCAACAUCUGAACAUCACGGUUGUGGCUUCUGACUUCGGGACACCUCCGCGCUCGAGUGUCGCCCUGCUGAUCGUGAAUCUGCAAGGCGAUCCAGAUCGGUCAGGCCAGCCGGAGGAGAGAAUCCCCCUCUUUCCGUACAAAUACUACGAGCUCGAGCUGCGGGAAAACGAUCAGGCACCGAAGAUCGUACUGAACGUCACCCUGAACAAGAAGUACGCGAACGAUGUUUUUCGCUGGCAGAUUUUGAACGAAGACUAUGGUGAGAAGUUUAGCAUUGAUGAGAAGAAUGGCUCGUUGUGGAUGCUGGAGUCGUUGGAUCGCGAAGAUCAGGACUCGUAUGGGAUUAAAAUCCGGGUGGAAAAGUUGAAGGUUCGCGAGAGUCGUAACAUUCCGAGUGUGUUGUACGCACUGGAAAAUCCAAUCCGGCGGAGGAUGCAGACGCAGCUUGCCGACAACGAAGUCGAGAUUCUGAUCAAGGUGAUGGAUGUUAAUGAUAAUGCACCGAUAUUUAAGGAGAAUGAGGGUCCUAUCAUUGCGGUGGUUCCUGAUCGUGCUAACUAUGGCUAUCCGGUGCUCAAGGUGGAAGCUUACGAUGCUGACGUUGGUAGCAAUGGAGAGAUUCGGUAUUCGUUAUUGAAUGAACCGUCUCGGUUGUUCGAUAUUGAUGCUAUUAGUGGACAGAUUCGGCUGCUGAGCUCACUGAUGACAUUCCAGGAUCGGGUGUUCGGAUUUGAUGUUAAAGCAACGGACCGGAUUGGGGCGGAUGAUGGCAAGUCGACGAUCGCGAACGUGUUUGUGUACGUACUGAACGCCCACCAGGAGGUUUGCCUUAUACUGUCCGGUGCUCCGGUGGACGUCGAGAAGCAAAUGGGCAUGGUCAUUGCCAGCUUAAGCAUGGCUACCGGGUAUGACGUUCGGAUACGAGCGUUGGAAAGUAACGAAAAGGUGGAGGAUGCCACAAACCUAUACCUAUAUGCCAUAGACCGAGGGACCAAUUCUUUGGUGGAGAUGUACGAACUGCAGAGAUCUCUCGCCGCCCUCGAUAUGUCAAAUUUAAAGCCAAAUUUGCCCAUAAUCGAACUGACAGAUCUGGCGUCGAACGCGCUGGAACCGCACUCGUACGAUGCGGGCAUGAAGGGCAUCGAGCUGGCCACCGUCGUCAUCGGGGGGCUGAUUUUUGCCGGCGGAACGGCCACGGCUUUGUGCAUUGCCUGCGCUCGAUAUCGACGUCUAAUCCCGCUGCCCAACGUAGGCGGAGGUGGCCGCCGUUCGCAGGACGUUCGAGCAACGGGGAUGCGCAACACCGCCUCAACACUAGCUGCCGGCAACGCCGGUGGCGGCGGUAUUGGCAACAUCAACAGUAACAACAAUAACAACAACGGAAGCAGCCUCGGUGGCAGCAUCACGCGGCCGAUUGCCCGGGUCGACAUCCAGCCGGUAAUUACGCGAGCGGAUCUGAAGAGUUCCAUCUUCCAUCCGAGCUUCCACCGGCAGUUUGUGACGAACAUUAGCACCGAAUCGACGGCUGUUCCACCAACGGCCAACGAUGAUAACAACAGUGACAGCUACGAAGACUCGCUUAAGGAUUCGCUAACGUCCAACACGAGCCUCUGACAGGAGGAGUACGCUUCCCCGCCCCGCCGGGGGAGCCAGCACCGGUGCCACCCCCGACACAGCCAGCUGUACAGAAUAGCCGAUAGGAGGAACCAAAAAUUUUAACCCGCUGAAGCGCAAGCCAACUUUUUAAAGUAUUAUAAUUGUUAUCUAAUGUUUUAAGUCUACUGAAAUGUGUGUGUGAGUGUGUGCGUGUACGCGACCAUGUGAAAAUGAGAUUGCUUGUGAAUUUCGAAGUGCAAUCGAUGGAACCAGUGGCAAAGAUAAGCUGUAAAUAAAGUCGUAUUUUUAAUUUAAAAAUUUAGC